Pelobates cultripes (western spadefoot toad) is the source of this 19581-nucleotide messenger RNA. The record is from the annotation of a GenBank genome assembly. NCBI's taxonomy places the organism in Eukaryota, Metazoa, Chordata, Amphibia, Anura, Pelobatidae.
AUGCAGAGGAAAGUAGAAUGCAGGGCAGAAAGCGGUUCUCCCAGUGACCUGUGCCCAGCUCAUGUGAAGCCCACUGCAAGAAGAACAUGUGUGUCUAAUAAAUGUAAGUGAUUAUGAUUAGAUAUAAGGAAUAUCAUUUGUAUUUCUGAACAGAUUGCUGGAGACAAAGUAAAAAAAGCUUUCUUUAAUUUAAAUGUGCAUGCAUGUAGCAAUGGUUCAUACCAAAGAUACCAAAUUAUUAUAUCAUAUAUCAUAACAAAGCAUUUAUAUUAUAUAUAUUAUCACUCAUAGAUUUUCAUGUAUUCAGAUAGAAACACAUUUUUCUAGCAGUAUAAUUUUACAAAUUGAAAUAAAUAAAUAUUUAAAAUAUAAAUUCCUAUUUGACACCCAAGAUCACUAUAUUCUUAACCAUCCUUGGGAAACUGAGAAUUAAUUCCAAUAUAUCCAAAACAUGACUUCACCAGUAAGACCAUAUACCCUAUUUAAUUUUACCCCUCAGAAGAGCAGCUGUAGCAACAGGGCCACCAUCAGGGCAUGACAACCAUAACGGCUGUCAUGGGCCGGGCAGUCCUGGGGGCACCGAACUGCUCUGGGAGUCCUAUCCCCACAUUCCUUAUGUGCACGUAUAGUGAUUUUCGCUAUAUAUAUGAGCACUGCAGGCUCCCUGCUACCUGUACAUUGCAAAGGGGGAGAGGGGGGGAGGGACCAGCAGCACACUCUGUCCUCCUUUCCAGCUGCUGUCUGUCUAACUUUACUUAGCUCUCCGGCCGUCAGAGCGUUACCACAGGUUACCAUGGCAAUGCUCCGCACAGCAAGCAGGCCGGUCUCGCGAGAGUUAGUCAGAGAGGAGCUGGAAAGGGAAGACAGUGUGUGCUACUGGGCAUCCCCUCUGCAAAUUACAUCAGUUGGCUCCCUCCACAAUGCGAUCUCCCCCCUCCCUGGCAAAGUAAGAAGCAGGGAUGGGGGAAUAAAAUAAAGAUAUACACAACUAAAUGAAAAAAAUACUCCACCUCCCCCUAUUUUACACACACUGCCUCCUUACAAGCACACACUCUGCACUCACUACACGCACACUACAUUCACUAAACACACUUUGCACUACAAAGACACACACUAAAUUCACUAAACACACUUUUCACUCACUACAAACACACUACAUUCACUAAACACAUUUUGAACUACACACACACUACAUUCACUAAACACAUUUUGUACUCACUACAAGCACACUACAUUCACUAUACACACUCUGCAUUCACCACAAUCAUACUACAUUCACAUUCACUAAACACAUUUUGCACUCACUACAAACACGCAACAUUCACUAAACACACUUUGCAUUCACUAUACACACUCUGCAUUCACUACAAACACACUACAUUCACUAAACACAUUUUACACUCACUACAAACACACUACAUUCACUAUACACACUUUGCAUUCACUAAAAACACACUGCAUUUACUAUACACAUUUUGCACUCACUACAAACACACUACAUUUACUAUACACACUCUGCAUUCACUACAAUCACACUACAUUCACUAAACACACUUUUCACUCACUACAAACACACUACAUUCACUAUACACACUCUGCAUUCCCCACAAUCAUACUACAUUCCCGUUACACAUUUUGCAUUCACUACAAUCACACUACAUGCACUAUACAGACUUUGCCCUCACUACAAACACACUACAUUCACUAUACACACUUUGCAUUCACUACAAACAAACCAUGUUCCAUAUACACACUCUGCAUUUACUACAAACACACUACAUUCACUAUACACACUACGUUUCCUAUACACACUCUGCAUUCACUACACACACACUACAUACACUAUACACACUCUGCACUCACUACACUUUACACACUCAACAUUCACUACAAACACACUACAUUCACUAUACACACUACAUUCAUUAUACAUACUCUUCAGUCACUAUGCCCACCCUACAUCCACUACAAAAACACACACUCUGCAUUCACUAUACACGCACUACGUCCACUACACAAACACACGCUCUGCAUUCACUAUGCACAUCUACAUUUACUACACACACUCUGCAUCUAAUGCAUACAAAUAUUACAUACAUUACACAAAAUGUACAAUCUGCAUCCACUAUACACACUGCAUCCAUGACACGCAUACUGCAUCCACUACACACAUUCUACAUCCACCAUACACACACCACAUUCAGUACACACACACUUCCUCCUUGUGGGUGAACUUGGGGCAGGCCUGUUGGUUGACUCGGGGUCAAGCACACGGAGCUGUGUCCGGGGCCCCAAAAUUUGAGAAAGAGAAAGAAUAAACAAACAUACAAUUUGACAAACUGAGCCAGGCAUAACAGGACAAAGGGGAAACACACGGGUUAAAAUAAUGGAAUGUCUUACAGGUUAGGUUUAGCAUUAUUUUUGCGCUAAAGACUAUCGCAAAACAUUGCAUGAGCUUUAUGGCUAGUAGACCAAUUUGUUCUUAACCCCUUUAUGACUAAUGGGGCUGUUAUCAUAUAUAAAUCGAUUUACCUAACACAGUUGUUCUUAAGUUUUUUGAUUACAACCUAAAUGACAUAUACAGCAUUUACUUAGAGAUCAAAUCUGUCUCUGAAUUAGUUUAAAUCCUUUGAUAGAGAAGCUCCACACCUCAAUAAAAGGUACAAUUCACCACAAAAGCAUCUCAAUCACAGCAGUUGGUGGACAAGUGGUUUCUGCUGCACUGGGUGAUCUGUUAUAACUUUUUCAGAGUUAUCUCCACUGACUUGAACAGCAUGUUAUAACAGCACCAAACAAAACACUCCCCAACCCAUAACUCACCAAUAGAGUGAAUAAAGCAAUAAACAUUAGUUUCUCCAUGAUAACCUGGCGCUCUCAGACAAUGAGGUAGCACUACAGGGCUUUUCUUAGGAGAGUUACUGUAAGCUCCGUGUCUUGGAACUUCCAGGUCUUUGUUGGAUAUGGUGGAGCUGGUGACCUGCCUACCAGACCUCAGGUAAGAAUUCACACCAUUCUAAAAUGGUAUGUCAACUUACAAGGGGAGGCGGGUGCCCGGCCACUCCUGGCACCAUAACCACUACAGCAAGCUGUAGUGGCUAUAGAGCGUUCCCUUAAAAUGGAUGCUGUUAGCCAGAGAAACAUUUGAGCCCUAAUUGCAGCCUCUCAAGAGGUCAUACAAUCAAACUAUUCAUCUGAAAAAGAAGUGGAUAAAAAUGUUGCAUAUUAUUAUUUAACAGUCAUAAUAUCUUGUUACUUUUUUAACAGCUGAGCCAAACAUUUGGUAUCUGUUUAUACAUUUUUAAGAUGUCAGCUUUGUUGAAUAUAACGAAAUAUAUACCAAUUGGCUUUAUAAGCUUUACUUACUUAUCAUCCUGUUGUUUAGUGUCUGAUGUUGUUUAGUGGUUUGUUUGUUUUUACAAAUGCAUCGCUUCAAUAAGAAGGUGCAUUCAUCUAAUUCCUCUUUGUUAACCUUGUCUUUAUUGACUGUAUUUCUUUAAAUGGGCCAUUUGAAUACAUUUCCCAUAAUGAUUAGUCAUCGCUGUUCUAGACUGGUUUCCAAGUAAGAUAAUGAGUGUGGAUUUACUGUAAUCUCUUACAGGGAUUGACAGAGAGUGGUAACAAUAUAUAAUGUCCUUUGCAGCCCCCUAGUGACUGACUGAUGUCAUGAAAACAAGACUGAUGUAUCAAUUAUCAAAUUGUAUACAGACAUAGCCAAUGCUGUUGGAUCUUACUAUGCACGUGCCUACUUUAACUUUUCAAUAUUUAUAUUUUAUGCAGACCCCUUUGAUGACUUGGACUGUCUAUAUAAGUUCUAGCCACUCUGUUACAUGGGUUUAACCCCUUGAGGACACAAAAUAUGUGACAUGUCAUGAUUCCCUUUUAUUCCAGAAGUUUGGUCCUUAAGGGGUUAAAUUAACAUUACGGUUGAUAUAUUUAUUAAAUAUAACAUUUGUGUUUUGGGUUAGUUUUACAGUUGUUUCCAUGGUUAUGUAGACAUUGUGAGUCACACAUUAUGAUUUCAUUUUUUUUCUUUAAUGUUUAAGGUGAUUUUAAAAGCUGCAAAGAAUUACGCUUAAUCAGUAAGUUACAAACAGAUGGAGAAUAUACACUGAACAUUAACAACAGGCGAGCAAAGGUAUGAUGUCUCAAAGUAAAUAAGAAAACAUGUAGGCACAAAGUUAAAUAUUCUGAUGACAUCCAAUAGUUUAAUGGAGGGAACAAGCAAAGAAUGAUGCAAAUGUUUUGGGCACAAAUAGAGAUGGGUUGAUGACUGGGUCAAAGCAUCUCCAAAACAGCAAGGCUUAUGGGGUGUUCCAGAUAUGAGGUGGUUAGUACCUGCCAAAAGUGGUGCAAGGAAGGACAACCAGUGAAUUGGGUUUCCCAUACACAGUUUGCUGGCAGGGCUUCGUAGCCGCAAAGCAGUCAGAGUGCCCAUGAUGAUGCCUGUCCAAUGGAACUUGAGCAUCAGAACUGGACCAUGAAGCAAUGGAAGAAGGUUGCCUGGUCGGAAGAAUCAUGUUAUCUUUUAGAUCAGGUGGAUGGUCAGGUGAAUGUGUGUCAUUUACCUGGUGAAGAGAUAGCAGCAAGAUGCAUAAUGGGAAGAAGGCAGGCCUGCUAAGGAGGUAUUAUUCUCUGGGCAAUAUUCUGCUGGGAAGCCUAAGGUCUUGGCAUUCAUGUAUAUGGUGUUUUGACAUGUACCGCCUACCUAGAAAGUGUUGCAGACCAUGUACACCACUUCAUUGUAAUGGUGUUCCUUGAUGGCAGUGGCCUCUUUCUAAAGGAUAAUGCACCCUGUCACACUGCAAAAUUUUUGAGGAAGGGUUUGAGUAACAUGACAAGUGUUGCCUUGGCCUCCAAAGUCCCCAGAUGUAAACUCAAUUGAGCAUCGGUGAUAUGGGCUGGAGCAACAAAUCCAAUCCAUGUUUUGUUGCUCCAGCACGUCCCACCUCGCAACUUGCAGGACUUAAAGGAUCUGCUCCUAAUGUGUCGGUGCCAGAUACCAUGGGACAUGUUCAGAGUUCUUGUGGAGUCCAUGCCUUGAUGUAUCAAUGCUGUUUUGGCAGCAUGAGGGGGUCCUACACAAUAUUAGGCUGGUGUAUUUAAUGUUGAGGAUGAUUAGUGUGUAUAUAUAUAUAUAUAUAUAUAUAUAUAUAUAGUGAUAUAUAUAUAUAUAUAUAUAUAUAAAGUGAUAUAUAUAUAUAUAUAUAUAUAUAUAUAUAUAUUUACACACAAGUCCAAACGUUUGCAAAAUAAAUGCCUGGUGCCCAGUCACAAAUUCAUAAAUAUCUACAAAAAUACUGGCACUCCAAGGUUUUCAUUCAGGUGGAUUCUUUAUUUGAUGAAUUCCAGCAAUUCAACAUUUCAGUCCCUCUUGGGAACUUUCAUCAGGACUUCACAAGUAAAGUAUUGCACUAAUACAAGCUUUAUAUAGGACAAACAUAGAUCUUAACGCUCUAGGGAAUCCAUACGUGAGGGGGGAACCAAUAGCCGAUUGGCAUUUCUGGUUCCCGUAGUUUCGCAGCGAUGCUCCUUAGGUUCAUUGGAUGAGACCCUCACUGUUGACAGGGGUGAGAAUUUCGUGUUGCCCGGGACAUGCCGGACACACAGCUGAUUGAGAUGCUGCUUAAGGGGUGAGUUAAGAUCUUUGUUUGUCGAUAUUUGUUGUCGGUAUUUUUGUCGAUAUAUGUGUAUAUACCACACCAUAUUACAAGGUAUGUUCUGUAAAAACCUCUUCCUUUCUUACAGGUUUACUGUUCGGGAAUGCAGUCUGAUAGCCCCAAAGAAUACAUAACUUUGGUGAAAGGGGAAGCAGACAACUUUUCAGAAGUCUAUGGAUACAGGUAUUGUAUUACAAUAUGAUAAGAACAGUACUGUCGUGUACAUCAAAGGUAUAAACAAAGGACCCUAAUAGGGGCUAUUUUAAUGGGUUCAUAGUCCAAACAGUGAAUAUAGCAUUACAAUUUCCUGGCAUAUAGCUUUAUUAUGAUUUAUUUCUAUUCCGACCUUAAUCAAUGCACUAGAAUCAUUAACUCACAGUAUCCACAGAAUCAUGGUAAUCCAGUAGUCAGCCUGAAUGCAUGAUAUUUAUAAAAAAAAUGACACACAUGUACAGUGGAGUUGGUGCUGAGCUUUGGGUUAGUUCACCUCCACCUCUGGGCAAUUUGUCCCUUUGAACGGGUUUGCUAAAAGCAACAUCAAAGCAUUUAAAAAAAUAUAUAUAUAUUUUAAAUGUGCCUGAAUGUGGCAAUGAUUUAUACCCAAAAGAGUGAUUCUAAAAAUUACAUAUAUAGUGUUCCAUCAUGCAUACAUUGCUCGGACUGUAAGAAUUCUUGCAGUGGUGAGUAUAGGAUGUAUGGGGUGGAUAAUAUUUUAAACUUUAUCUUUACGGGUUGUGUCAAGACCACUGUCCUGCAUGUUUCAAAUAAAAAAUAAAUAGAAAAAUGUAAGGAGACCUGCUUUGAGUCUUGACCAUUGGAAAAGUCACCAGAAAUCAAUAAGGUUCGGAGAGAACCGAUGCUUUAAAAUAUGAACAUUAUUAAAUAUGGCUGCAAAGUCGUAUUGCCACCAAAUACCUGUUACUAAACUUCUUACACUCUGUUCUUCUUGAUACUAUUAUCUAGUCACAUUUUUAAAUGCUAGGUUGCUGCUGUGCUAGUUAAAUUAACACUAUAGGGUCAGGAACACAAACGUGUAUUCCUGACCUUAUAGUGUUUAACCCACCAUUUAGGUGGUUUGCCCCCUUUGUGUCCUUAGAAAAGGUGAAAACUUACCUUAUUUUGCUGACCCUGGCCCUGCCCCAAUUCUUCCUUGAUUACAUCAUCGGAAUUGCUGAUCUUUAGCCACAUGGAAAGCAUUGGAUAGGCUGAAAUCGGCAAAGAGGCGGGAUGGGGCACUAUAGUGUCCCAUUAAGAAAUUCAUAUUUUCAAUUUCUCAUCUACCACACAUAGGCAGGGCCGUCUUUAACACGGGGCAAACGGGGCAGCUGCCCCGGGCCCAGUCCCUGCUGGGGGGCCCGAGGUAACUACCCUGUUUGCCCUCUGCCCACAAACUAUGGGGGCCCAUCGGGUGGCCCAUGCACUUAGGGCCACCCAGUGGGCCUGUGUCAGCAGGGGCCCGGUCGGGCGCUGUGGCGCUUUAACAGCGCGACCGGGCCCUUGCUUUUCGGCAGCACUGGGAGGAAGUGACAGCCGUGCGUCACUUCCUCCCACAGAAACAGGAGCCGCGCGGGAGGAAGGCGGACCAGCUGUUCCGGAGGGGGCCAGGCCGGGAGAGCUUAACUCCCAGUCACCCCAGCCAGCCCACUGGACCCCAGGGAAGCCACCCUCCAGGAAAAGGUAAGAAACUGGAGGGUGGUUAUCAAAUUUUGCAUGAGUGCAAGUCUGUCAGUGUAUCUGUAUGUCUGUGUGUGUGAGAGUCUGUCAGUGUCUGUGUGGUUCAGUAUGUCUGUAUGUCUGUCAGUGUGUCAGUAUGUCUGUGUGUGAGUCUGUCAGUGUCUGUGGUUCAGUGUGUAUGUGUGUUUCAGUAUGGCUGUCUGUGUAUGUCAAGAUGUGUGUUUGUCUGUCAGUGUCUGUGUGUAUGUGUGUUUCAGCAUGUCUGUCUGUCUGUAUGUGUGUAUGUGUGUUUCAGCAUGUCUGUCUGUCUGUCUGUGUGCCAGAAUGUCUGUCUGUGUGCCAGUAUAUCUGUCUGUGUGCCAGUAUGUCUGUCAGUGUGUCAGUAUGUCUGUGUCUGUGAGUCUGUCAGUGUCUGUGUGUUUCAGUAUGGCUGUCUGUGAGUUUCAAAAUGUCUGUAUGUGUGUAUAUCUGUCAGUGUCUGUGUCUGUGUGUUUCAGUCUGUCUGUGUGUGUGUGCCAGAAUGUGUGUAUGUCUGUCAGUAUGUCUAUGUGUGAGUCUGUCAGUGUGGUUCUGUAUGUCUGUGUUUGUCAAUAUGUCUGUCAAUGUCUGUGUAUAUGUGUGUUUCAGUAUGUCCGUCUGUCUGUGUGUAUAUGUGCCAGUAUGUCUGUCAGUGUAUCUGUAUGUCUGUGUGUGUGAGAGUCCAUCAGUGUCUGUGUGGUUCAGUAUGUCUUUGUGUAUGUGUGUUUCAGUAUGGUUUUCUGUGUGUGAGUCUGUGCCAGUACGUCUGUCAGAAUGUGUCUCUGUAUCUGUAUGUUGUCCAUUUGUAUUUGUGUGUGUAUCUGUAUGUGUCAGUGUUUGUAUCUGUAUAUCUGCAUGUGUGUCAGGUUGUGUAUCUGUGUGUCUGUCUGUCAGUGUGUGUGUCGGUGUAUCUAUAAGUAGUCAGUGUGUGUACCUUUGUAUCUGCAUGUAUGUCAGUGUUUGUAUCUGUGUGUGUGUCUAUGUGUGUGUCAGUGUAUCUAUAUGUGGUCAGUGUGUAUCUGCAUGUGUGUCAGGUAGUGUAUUUGUGUGUAUCUAGACGUAGUCAGGGGGCCCAAGUAAAUGCUCGCCCAGGGUCCAAUCUAAAUUAAAGACGGCCCUGCACAUAGGUGAGGUUGGCCCAUUUGGUAGAUCCUCCCUUGAACAUAGGGUAUAUAUGUAAUGGAUACCAAUACUCCAGCUGAGUAUAUCCGCGAAGAAUCUCCCAAGUCCCCAGCGCAGUAGUGGUUAUAGUAGUGAAUAUAGCCCCCAAUCCCCCAAACAUUAGCCUAGACUUAAUGAAGGGGUAAAAUUAUCUCUUUAAUCCAGGCUCAAUGGCCUGCUUUUAUACAAUACAGGGACACAGUACACACACCGACACUCCCAUAAACACCCCCCCAAAAUGUCCCUAAAAUGUCAUGUCACCAUGACUAAGCAUAAAAUGACAAAUUAUAAAAAACACACAAUAAUACGUAUUUCACGUAGAGGAACCCUCAUCGUUUAUACAUCCCCGGACAGCCUGGAUCUGAGUGCCCAAGUUGUCCAAAUAGUGCUUAGAUCCCACAAAUACAGCCACAUCGCCACUAGGGUGAAGUUUUGACCGACCGCUCAUUAGGCGCCUGCACAAAAAUAGUUCCAUAGAUUUAGAGGAAGUGUUCGGGAGUUCCAAAAUGUACAAAAAAGGAGAACGGUUCUCCUGGCUCAUUGCCUCUGUUCGGAACAACCUACCGAACAAAUCUCUUCUGGCUUGCUGCGAAAGGAAGCAGGCGUUCAUAUAGUUUCACCGGUGUUCGCGCCGUCGAGUGUCCAUCUUGGAAUUCCAGACACUCAACGACCAAGUCCCGCUGCCUCCUCUCGUGCGACAAGAUGGUUGACAUUUUCUCCGCCAUGUGUCGUUCGGUUAUACGAAUAGCGACCACACAGAGAGAGCACUUAAUUCUUGCGGUUUUCUUUGUACUUAAUGAGCCAGGGGGUGGUUGGUGUUCGGUACUUUUAUAAUCCUGAAUGUGAGGAAGGCAUAAAACCAAGUUUAGAAUGGGUUCCCGAACUGAGAAGGCAACAUAUGGGUUUUGUCACAAUAAAUUUAAGUGAAUAUCAUUUGUUAUUAUUCAUUUACUUACAUAUAAAUACCCAUACCAUCAGGAGGCUGAUACCAUCACAUAUGAGAUUAAAGAAUGUAGCCAUAUUUAUGUUGUCUGUACUAGUUUGGUUACCUACAUCAAAAAACCCUGAUGAUGUCAUCAGUUGAUAAGCUAUAUGUGUAUUCUCAGGAAAGAUAAUGAGUUUUAAAUUACUAUGUAUUCUUUUAGAUAUACCUUAUUGAGCCCAUAUGUGUAAUUCUUUUUUUUUAUUUGAUCUGCUAUCUAUAUUUUGUUAGGCUGAAAAAUCCGUACGAGUGCCCUUUCAAUGGAAGCAGAAGACAUGACUGCGCAUGUAAAAAUGACUACCUUGCAGCAGGAUACACCACGUUUAGUAAAAUCCGACUGGACCUCAUCUCUAUGCAAAUUAAAAGUAGGUUUAAUCACGUAUACUUUGACAAAGUUAUUUGGUUAAUGAACUUGUUUUUGGAGUAGCCUGGAAGAAUGUCUGUGUCUCCUUCUUACUUUUGGUAGUUAUGAGUUGGGCUAAGGUACCAAGUCACUUAAUAUAGAGAAUAUGGCAUUUCCUGAUUUUCUAAUGUGCAGUGCACCCACCAACCAGUACUUACCCCUGUGAAACUCACCUAUAAAUAAUUGUAGCUACAAAUUAACAUAUUUUGAGUACAGAUUUUAUUUUUUAACUAAGUGGAUACAGUGUUUACCAUAUGACUAUAUGCAAUAGAACAGGGGUAGGCAACCUUUUAGCAGCACUGUGCCAAUAUAGGAUUGUGAUGUCCCGUAGCGUGCCGGUCCUAUUUUUUUAAUUUGAGGUGUGUAUGCUGCCGUAUUCUGCUUGUGUUAUUUAUAUUGUAAUUGCUAUGUAUCAGUGUAUUUGUGCGUAUAUAAGCUAUUAUAUUGUAUAUGUGCAUUAGUAGUUUAUGGUAUCGUGUAUGAUACAUAUGAACGUGGACUGUGUAUGGGGGCUGCUUGUGGAAUUGUGUGUGUGUGUGGAUGGAUAUGUCACAUUGUGUGUUUGGUAGUGUGUGUAUGUGUGGGGCUGUUUGGGGUAUUGCAUGUGGGGUUGUGUGCAUGUAUGUGGAUUGUUAGUGGUGUUUAGUUUGUGCGGAUUGUCUGUAUGUUUGUGUGUGGGCUGUUCAUAUUAUUUGUAUGAGGGGAGGCUUAUUGUGCAUUUCUGUGUAUAUCUAGCAGUGUGGGUAGCUUCCCUGGGUUCCAGGCUGGCCAGGUACAGGAGCAGUAACAGCAGCUGCAGGCUGCUCUACUACAGUGUGGAUUCCCAUUCACAAGUGCUGGGAGGCAGUGAUCUGAGAUCACUUCCUCUAUGUGCUGCAAUGCAUAAAUUGAGGAUUUUCCUUCACCACCUUUUCGUAUUAGCAGAUAUCUGAAGUUUCACUGGGACUCCUGAUAGGCCAGAGCCUGUUUGGCUCUAGCAGCCCUGAGUGCUGUGCAAAGACACCUUGAGUGCCGUAGGUUGCCUACCCCUGCAAUAGAAACAAUGCAACGGGACACAUGUUAAUCACAAAUGAUUGAUUUAAAGGUUAGAUCCACUCAAUUUGAAUCCCUUAACAAGAAUUAUAAACCUACUUAAAUAAAUAUUCCACCCUUAAUCUUAUCAACCAACUAAGUUCCGGAGUUUGCUUCAUUUUAAAAUUUGGGAUAAAUAUAAUCUAUAUACAAUAAUCACUACUUAUUAAUUUGCAGUUACUUUUGAUUUAAUCCCUUACUGACUUUUUGAAAUCCUAUGCAUUCGUAACUUUUAUACAUUUUUGCUAUGUGUUUGUUCCACUGUACUUCUGUAAUACCAAGGGGCAUUAUUCUGAAUGGAAGCCCCAUGCUAACUGAGGUUGAUAGGCAUAGUGAUUGCUGGGGUCUGUUGUCUCUGAGAUCACUUGUGUUAGAGGACCUUCAUCUCACAAUUUUUUGUUGCUAUUUUUACUAUUUUCAGCUAUGGCAAUGAUUCUGUCCAAUAAUUUCCCUGUAAUUUUUCACCGAGAUGCAUUUCUGUUCUGUUUUUAGUCUUUCUUUGUGCUUUUUUAGCUACAGAUCUCAGUUUUGCCUACACAGUACACGGAAGAGCAGUUCCGUUUGCCACAGCAGGUGACUGUUACAGCGCCACCAAGUGUCCACAGGUAGGAGGGAAUUAAAUCACAUCUAUAUUUAUUCCAACCAUCCAGUUGAUAACAUCAGUCACAAUGGUAUCACAUAACAUCAUUAUCUUAAUGUUGCAUGAGUAAAAUAAUAUUGUACAGGUUCGUAUCCCUACAUUACCCAGGGAUUAGUAAAAUAUCUUUGUUGAAAAACAAACAAAUUAAAUAAACAAAAACAUAUUUCUAACUGCACGACACUGAAACUCAACUUGACUCAUUCAAUCAAUUGAUUAAUUAAAAUUUGUUUUAUCUGCUAAGGUAAUACCUACUGAUACGUAUGUUUACAAACAAUUACUAAACAGAGAAUCAACAGCACUAACAAUAACAUAAACAAAUAGAUUUUCCGUCUAGUAGGUUUACACUCGUAUAAUAUGAAUAUGUAUCGAAUUAUGUGACAUAUCACUGCAAAUUCAUUCCAUUAUUAUUGUUUUGUUUUUAAAUUACAGGGGCAAUUUAGUAUUAAUCUUUCAGGAACAGAUUUUCGGAUAUCAAACACGGCUAAGUGGAUUGCUCAAGGGAAUUAUGCAACUGUUAAUGUUCACAAAUCGCAGGUUGGUAAACUGCCCUAUGCAAGUCCAUAUAGAAUAAAGUAUAGUGAUGUAAUAAGUGCUCAAUACACAUAUAAAUAAAACUAUAUGCAUUACAUUUAAGGGUAAGGGUACAUGUACUAUUGAUAGUCUUUGAGUAUGACCAGGCCUAUAGACAAUGCUAUUAUGCAAUUGACUGGUGCUCAUGUUAUUGACUUUUAAGAUUAAAGGGAUCCUAUAGUGCCAGGAAAACGAACCCUAUUCCUGGCACUAUUGGUUUUUGGAGUGCCCCCCUCCCUCGGUGCUGAAGGGGUUAAAACCCCUUCAGCCACUUACCUUAAUCCUGCGCCGGGCUCCCUCGGCGACCUCUCUUCCCCCGCCGACGUCAGCUCCCGAGUGGAGCCAAAUGCGCAUGCGGGGCCAGAGGCACGCACGCAUUCAAACCUGCCCAUAGGAAAGCAUUACUCAAUGCUUUCCUAUGCGGAUCUUUUUUGAAGCUGGACUCCAUGAGGAUGUCCAGCAUCAAAUAAGUGCGAUUUACUCAGUGUAAAUUCAUGGAAACGGCCUCUAAUGGCUGUCUCCCUGAUUAACCCUCAGUGUAAACAUAGCAGUUUCUCUGAAAUAGUUUUCAGCUGCAGGGUUAAAACUAGUGGGACCUGGCACCCAGACCACUUAAUUGAGCUGAAGUGGUCUGGGUGCCUAUAGUGGUCCUUUAAAAGGGUCACUUAAGCCUUCCUGGAAAAUAAAAUAAAUUUGAAUAGCCACAGAGCUAUUCCCUAGUUUAUUUCAGACAAUUUCAUUUUAAAAUCAUAAAUAUCUGUACCUCCUUUGCAUUCUAUCCCACCCUUACUUUGUUUAAAGGGAUAUUCCACUGCUCAAAUACAAAAGAGAAAAAAAAAAACAAUUUGGUAACAGGGCAUCUGCCAGUGCACUUUGGGCUUCAUGUUUUGCCUUGUUUGCCUCAUGGAAAAUACACAACUGGGUAUAGUGGUACACCGGAGCUCUGUGGAGGAGGUCCACUAGCCGCCAAAGGUAGAAGGCCACAGGCUUCACAGUGCAGGGUAAAAAAAUGUAUUUUUUAUGGUUCAAAGGAAAAAAUAAAGAUACAAUGUUUUGGCCAUGAUGCCUUAAUCAUACCUUUCACAUCACAUGACCACAAAAAGAGAAAAAAUAUCUGUGUUAAUAUUUAUAUGUUAAUUGUCAAGUUAAUUGUCUAUAAAGCAUGCAACUUACUCAGGUAGUAACAAAAUGUUUUUAUAUAUGUAAGAAAAUCAUAAAACAUCAAUGCUUUAUAAUAAUGUGUUCCAAAGUCAUCAUUUAUUUAAUAUUUUUUGUUUAGGAUGGAUCAAAAAUUUAUGGCAGAUGUGGAGGUUAUUGUGGAAAAUGUGUCCCCCACUCAAGCAUUGGUCUCCAAGUCCAAGUGUAGUGAAAAUGAAGACAGAUUCAGAUUGCUAACAUACCAGCUGGCCUCUCCCUGUUCACAUAUUGUUGGUGUUCAGAAAUAAUGGGCAGGAUACACUGAGCUCUAAUAUAAUCUACCCAACCUGAUCCGUCUUGUGAUUUGAAAGAGACUUAUUGCAAAAAUCUAUUUUUCAUAUAAGUGCUGAGUAAGUCAAUACACAUUUUCAUACACUCAUUGGCCACUUAAAAUACACUUAUCUAUUUCUGGGUAGAACAUACUGUUGCCACCAGUUCCACCUGAAUUAUUCACAGCAUGGAAUCAACAAGGUGGUGGAAACAGUACAAUGGUGACAUUGUCAAUACUGACUCUAUAAAAAACACAAUUCUUCAUGGCUUUUCAGCUUCACGGGGUGCUAAAACAUCCCAUUCCAUUUUGUCCCAAAACUCCAACACAGGAUCAAGAUAUGGGGACUAUGCAGACCAUUGGAACAAACUGAAGUCAAUUGGUGUAUACUUUAUACCAUAGAACAUUAUAGUGCUGGACAUAUACUGUGGACUAUAAGCUAUGUACUGUGUCAGCAACAAUGCGUAUGUGCUCUAUGGUAAUCAGUUUAUGCAAAGUUGAUUCUAGCAUUGCCAAGAAAACGUUCUCCAAGACAUUGUACCACAGUCGCCAAGCUGCACUGUUUACACCAGAUAUGAUUGAUCCAAGGCUUUGUGGCAAGUUCUGACCUUGCAACGUGCAUGCUAUAGCAGAAAUUGAAACUUAGUAGAGUAAGUAAUAUCAUUCCUAUUAUCAAUGAUCUACCUGCUGUUAGUAUAAUCCAUCCACUUGAAGGUAAGAUGACCUUCUAUAAACCACUGUUGUAAAGAGUGGUUAUUUGAAUCUCUGUUGCUUUUCUGUAAGUUCAAACAAGUAUGGGCAUUAGUGUAUUAGCUCUUUCUAGGAAAAUACCCAUGGUGUACACUGACUACGGUCCCUUUACAAUCUCAGGCUAGCUGAGCUAUUGAAAUGCUAAAACUACCAUGUCUAACACCAAACACCAUAAUAUGGUUAAGUCGCUGUAAUGGAACACUCUAAACUUUUAAAGUACUUUAGCUUGCAGAAGUACUUUAUUAGUUAACAGAAAUUAAAGUAAUUAGCACUUUGAAAAAAAAGCCACUGGCUCCACCCUCUCGGUUGUCAAUUAGGCACAAAGCCGAUAUGAGACUCCUUAUACAGAAACAUUGGUUUUGGUGUUUCCCUAUUAGAAGGACUGCCAGUGGAUCACGGCAAUUGCAAUUCUUGAAACCCGUUUCCCAGUGUACUAGUGAUGAUAUCCCAGGAUUGAGUAGAGCCUCUGGUUUAGAAGAUUAGAAGUAAGUAAUAGUUUUUUUUUAACAGGGACAAGCACCCAGAAAUCUAAAUCAACCAGAGCUGUAGUGGACCAGGUCCCUUUGCCCCCAGUGUAUAUGUAUAAAUAUAUAUAGCGAUUAUCGUUACAGUGAAAAAAGUGACAUGUGAAUGUGUAUAUUGUAUAAUGCAGAGAGAUUUAUUGUUUGGUUAUACACCACAUGGCCAAAAGUUUGUGGACACAUCUAUAUGAGCUUGUUGGAUAUCCCAUUCUAAAACUAUGGUCAAUAAUCUGUUGUUGCCCUCCUCACCUUUGUGGCUGUAUCAGCUGCCACUCUUCUAUAAAGACUUGUAUUUGUGUCCAUUGAGCUCAAAGAGCAUUUGAGGUAAUGCACUGAUGUUAAAUGAAAUGGUCUGGCUUACAAUGGUGUUUCAUUUCAUCCCAAAUAUUUUUAAUUCUGCUGAGGUCAGGUCUCUGUGCAAGCCACCAUCCUCCAAAUCUAAUUUAUCAAACCAUGUCUUUGGGGACCUGCCUUGCAGGAACAGAACCUUUGCCAAACCGUUGCCACAAAGUUGAAAUAAUGUAUUUCCAUCCUGCAGUAUUAACGGGCCGUGUCCAAAGCCUGAAAACCAGCACCAGACCAUUAGCUCUUCUCCAUUAACUUUGAAGUAGGCACUGUGCGUUAAAGUAGUUAGCAUUAUCUUUGUGUCAAUCACACACAGAUCCUUCCAUCAGAGUGCCAGAACAUGCAGCCUGAUUCAUCGUUCUCAAGAUAGCCUGUGUCCACCCCUCCAGAGUUCAGUAAUGGUGUGUUUUACACCACUCCAGCUGACUAUUUGCACUGCGCAUGUUAAUGUGCAGCUUGUGUACAGCUGCUUGACCAUGGAAACCCAUUUCAUGAAGAUUCCAAUGCACAGUUCUUGUGCUACUGUUGUUUCCAGAGGCAGUUUGAAAUGCCAUAGUGAGUGAUGCAAAAGAUGAUUGUUCUGUUCUAAACAGUAUAACACUCAGUGCCCCUGCUCUGUGAGAAUGCAUGGUCUACCAGUUGUGAUGUUGUUACUCCGAGAUGCUUUCAGUUCACAAUAGCAGCACUUACAGUUGACCAAAGCAGAUAUAAUCAAGCAGGGAUUUCAUGGUCUUUCGUGUGACAUCUUAUGAUAGUGCCAUGUUUAAACUUACUGAGCUAUUUAAUAAGUCGUAUUGUACUGCCAAUUAUCGUCUUUGUAGAUUAAAUGUGUUGAAUAAUAUCUACCUGUUAACAAUGAGUGAGGCUUAAAUGCCUGAACUGAAUAAUUAGAAGGUCUGUCCACAUACUUUAGACACAUAGUAUAGUUUUAGCAGUGAAGUAUGCCAGUCUUAAAUAAACGUUAAGGCAUGUUAUAGCCAAUUAACUUAUAAGAUAAAAUGCAAAGUACAUAAUUAAUACACAACGUUUGCGAAAAAAAUAACCUUUCAUAAAUUAACUGGAUACAUUAGUAUAUAGGAACACUCAAGAGUAAAAUGACCAAUUUUUUUACAGUGUUCUGAGCAGUAGGUGCAGAGUAAGCUAAGGCCAACCACUAGUUUGGUUAAUGUAAGUACAUACAAAAAAAAUACCAAAUUCUCUCGAAAUGUAAAUAAGAACAAAGUCCAUUUAUUCAGUCUUUUAAUGAAAAAAAUAAAUAAAAUGUAUAUCUCCGAUCCUACAAGCGUUUGUUUAAAGUUGUGUCCAUAUAAUAACUUUUGUAUGGUCGCUCAGCAUUUUUAAAAACAAGCAGAUCCAAUAAAGGACAAAAUAGAAAACAAAAACAAACAACUCAUAACAUUAUAUUCAGAAAGCUAAAUUAAAUUAAGCAAAGUUGGUCAAGUAUGAAUGUAUUGCCUUCUAAUACAAUCAUGGAAGAGCAGAGCAGAGCACACCCCAACGUUUUGGCAAAAUGAUGUCUGUUUCAAAGAAACAAACUGCACGUGAGAAGUAAUUACACAUUUAAUUUGCUUUUAUGAAAAGAUUGGAGAAAAUACUUUUUUUUAAAUUUUACAUGUGGAGUGUAUUUUUGGCAGCUUUAUUUUAUAAACUAACUGGAUUCGAUCAAAGCCAAAAAUAUUGUAGAAUAUAAAAUCUUUAUAUUCCAAUUGUUGUUUUUUUUUUUAUUACAUUUUAUUACAGAGUACAAUGUUUAAACUACAAUAAGUGAUAGUGAAUAAUAAUAACAAGUAAAUAACAGAACAUUCUGCGUAGAACAGUAACAAAACUGUAUACAACUAAUGAUUAAUAGGAGCAAUCGUGAUGAAUGAGGAACAGUCAUGCAUAACUAUGCCAGAAAUGUAGGCAACCAGAGAUGAAUAAACACGUCUAAGUACAAAAAGAACAAGAAGAAUAUUUAAUCAAUUGUUCUGUAUAUGUGUAUGUGUGUAUAUAUAAAAAUGACAAAAAUGAAAUCAACCCAUCUCUACCAAUUACACGUGGAAUCACUACUCUAUACCAAGGCUACAAAACCACCUGCUUAAAACAUCAAUGGUGAUAUAAUAAUUAUAUAUAUAUAUAUAUAUAUAUAUAUACACAUUAUCAUACGAAUUAGCAAUGCAUACUUUUUCUUGUAUAUAUACACACAUAUUCAUGUACAUGUAUUUUUGUAGUGACUUACAAACAUGUAUCUUUUAUUCUCUCAUGUCAAUGAAUUACUAAUUGUACUGUAAAGGUUGGUUCCAAACAUUAUCAGGUCUCAGACCGUCCGUCAGAUAAGUGAUCAAACCACUUGUGACUGCAGCUUCAAUGCAAUAUUGAAGAAACUGCCACCGAGCUGAUUGUCACCCAGCCAUGUCUUGCAGUUUAGAAUGUAAGGUACAAUGACAUCAUUUUAGAGGGUGGAAUGUUUUCUGGUAACGUUCAAUUUUUGUGGUACUUCACUCUUAGAAGUUGCCUUGGGAUUUACCCUUGAUCUUGCUAGAACAGACACUGUACUCUCCAGGAGGAUUCAUACUCUGUGAGUCCAAAUCAAGUCCUAAGUUCCCAUUUGUAUAGAGAGCACUCCAUUAUUAAUCAUUUCUAUUAAAAGUAUCUUUCUGGGGACAAAACUGCAUAUCCCAAAAAGCACUGCCUAAGUUUAUGGUAAGAAUGGAACACAUUGGCUCCUCAUUGGCUGAGCCCAGGGCUGGACUGGGGAUACAAAGCAGCCCUGAAAAAAAAAUCUAUGCCUGCCCCAUAAGUCAUUGCGUCAUGUUGUCACAUGUAAUAUGUAAGGCUAUAUAUAUAUAUAUAUACAUAGUCUUACAUAUUAUAUAUAUUAAAUGUUUUACUGUGAAAGGACAAUAUUUUUUUUUCUAAUAUAAAAUAUUGGUCCUUUCAGAGUAAAACAUUUAUUGUACAGUAAGCAUAAUCACAUGCAAACACAGUCAAAACUGGCACACACAAACUCUUUAAUACACAGCUUGAUAGACAAACAAUCUCACUGACAUACAUAAACUCAUUCUGUAUACAUAAACUCAUUGACAUAAAAACACAAGCUCACAGAUGCACACAAAUAGUCUCACUGACAGACAUUCUCACUGACACACACAAACAAGCUUAUUGGUAUAUACACAAACGUAGUACAGACAAACCGACGCGCACAGACUUACUACAGACAAGCUCACUGUCCCACACACACACAAACAUGCGGGGAAUGCGGCCAAAAUUUAUGUCAAUUUUGAAGGGAGACUGACAGGUCUCCCUUGCGGCCGCCAACAGCCUAAUUGCGACCGCACCAGCCCCCAGCUUCUCCCUCAUUACUUCCCUCGGACUGACACAGCCUGACACAGUCUGAGAAGAAAAUAUUUAAACUACAGGAGUCUGAUGGUUAGGGCUGUCAGCCUGGCCCCAGGUGCCGUGGCCCACAGGGAAAUUUCCUGAUAUCCUGCUGGGCCAGUCCGGCCCUGGCUGAGUCUUGUACUGCUCUGGUAGGGGUCGGUUUCAAGAAACUUCAAAGGUCAUUUUUAAACCCUUUUAUCCUUUUUUUUAAAUUUAGUGACUAUGUGUAUAUAUUACAUAAUUACACCUAUAUACUUUAUGUAAAUAAAAAUGUAUUAAAUAUUUACAAAAAUGUAAAAGAAAAAUAUCUAUUUAUAACCUGAAUGAUCAUAAAAUUACUACUUUUCUACUGAAAAAUAUAAAGUAAAUAUUUACAAAUGUGAUUCAGAAUUUGUUUAACUUUAGGGCAUAUUCUCAGGUAUUAAAAUGCAUUUCACGUAUGCAUUGUCUCUGCCCUGUACUAUCUGUCAAAUAGUUUUCAUUUUGCAAGAACUGGAUCGUUGUAUUUCAUUAGAUGAACUAUUGUAUUGCAAUAACCGAUAGGUUAUUGUGUGGCAGCUGUAAACCUAAAAAAUGUUUGAAACUCUGCAAUUUGUCCUAAGGAUUAUUCACGAAACUGGACAUUGCAAAGAAUUGACAAAUAAAGUGCAACGUUUCGGCCACAAUAGCUGGAAUGGAAAGGUUCUCUGAGUUCUUUUUCCAGCUGUUUUAUUUUGGCCUGAAAUUGGCAAAGGCCACGCCAGUUCUUCACAAGUCCUGUUUUAUUGCGUAAGCCCGUAUACAAGGUGCUACAUUUUUAAUCUAAAAUAUUUAAAUGUGCUGGUUAGCAUGUGUUCAUCAGAAGAGACAUUCAUUUGCACUAUGUGAAUCAAUUUGAUAGAAUACGAUUUCCCGUUCUAUUGUAGAGAAUGUUUGAAAUUAUAUUUGUAAGUUUGUAAGUUAUAUAAAUAUUUAUGGAACAUCA